Messenger RNA from Guillardia theta CCMP2712, 1065 nucleotides. RefSeq lists its product as hypothetical. The record is from RefSeq and is a predicted model, not a curated record. NCBI's taxonomy places the organism in Eukaryota, Cryptophyceae, Pyrenomonadales, Geminigeraceae. The coding region runs from base 1 to 1065 and encodes 354 amino acids. The transcript has 7 exons.
AUGCUACCGCCACCCGCCAUGCAGGCAGGGCUCUCUACCUCCCUUCCUCUCCUCCUCCUCCUCCUCCUCCUCUCCCUGCUCUCCGAUCCUGCAGCUGCAGACUCGUACAAGGCAUGCCAGAAGCACAGCGACUGCAACGACACCUCGCACCCGAUCUGCAACGUGUACUGGAGGAUGAAAUCGACUGACAACAAGAACCUAGAAGCAAAGGGCAUCUGCGUGCAGUGCAUGGAUGACUGCGACUGUCCAGUUGGCAAGUACUGUGCUGCUGAUUUCGAGCUCACCAAGUUCUCCCCUACCCUCUCCAUCGCCUCGGACGACAAGAAGAGAGUCGAGCUCCUCUCUCAGGCGUACCAGGGGCUGCGCAUCCCCAGCAUGUGCAAGUCGUACAGCUCAGAUAUCAGAGGGGGGUGUGUGGCAGAGGCGUACUUGAAGAAGGGGGUAGCUAUCAAGUCGCAGAAGAAUGCGAACGGGGUAGAAAUUUUCUCCGAAGUGGCAUCAAGUAUCCUUGCUACAGACCAAAAGAAAUUUUGCGGAAAGAUCAACUCAUUCAACCCGAAAGCACAAGAGUGCAUCGGAGACAAGUGCUCAGGAUCGACGUUGUUCACCAGCACUGAGACGUUCGUUCAAGUUUGCAGCAAGACAAUCCAAGACAACCUCCUCAACUACGGUGCCUGUGGUGAAUCUGUGACUGGAGACACCUACGGGUUUAGCUUCACUAGCAAUGCCAUCGACUGGAAUGGCACAUGCUAUGAUGGAGGCUGCAGAGAGUGUGCUGAGUCAGCCACCAGGUGCGGGAGCGGCUCUGGUCAGCCGCAGGUCUGCAUUGGCGGCAAGUGGCGCCUCAAGCAAGACCUUACGGCAUACACGUUUGGUGCUGAUGGCGUUCAGUCCAACGCGCAGGCGCAACUCUUGCUAGGAAUCUGCGUCAUGUUUGCCUUUGCCUGCGCCAUGAUGGUUAUCGUCUCAGUUGUCAAGUGCAUCAAGAGCUUCUUCUUCUCCUCCUCCUCCUCCUCCUCCUCCUCCUCUAAGGAAGGAGCUUCGCGUGAAAUGAGCCGGGUAUAG